Vombatus ursinus (common wombat) is the source of this 2814-nucleotide messenger RNA. RefSeq names its product chondroitin polymerizing factor (gene CHPF). The transcript is spliced from 4 exons. The record is from RefSeq and is a predicted model, not a curated record. Gene Ontology annotation, molecular function: glucuronosyl-N-acetylgalactosaminyl-proteoglycan 4-beta-N-acetylgalactosaminyltransferase activity. Gene Ontology annotation, cellular component: Golgi cisterna membrane. Bases 1 to 2316 code for a protein of 771 amino acids. Lineage: Eukaryota; Metazoa; Chordata; Mammalia; Diprotodontia; Vombatidae.
AUGCGGGCUUCGCUGUUGCUGUCGGUGCUGCGGCCCGCGGGGCCCGUGGCCGUGGGCAUUUCUCUGGGCUUCACCCUGAGCCUGCUCAGCGUUACCUGGGUGGAGGAGCCCUGCGGCCCCGGUCCGCCCCGCCCCGGGGACCCCGACCUGCCCCUCCGCGGUUACACCAACGCAGCCCGCCGGCCCAACUCGGUGCAGAGCAGCCCGGAUCGCGAGCGGCCCGAGGACACGGAGAGCUGGGAACCCCGCGUGGUGCCCUAUCGCCCCACGCACUCUAGCCAGAUCCCCAAGAAAGCAGUCAGGACUCGAUACAUCAGCACAGAGCUGGGCAUCCGGCAGAGGCUGCUGGUGGCUGUGCUCACCACCCAGGAUACCCUGCCCUCACUGGGUGUGGCAGUGAACCGGACACUUGGACAUUGGCUGGAGCAGGUGGUGUUCCUCACUGGCAGAAAGAGCCGCAGGGAGCCCCCUGGCAUGUCAGUGGUGGCCCUGGGGGAGGUCAGGCCUAUUGGGCAACUGCAUCUGGCUCUUCAGCACCUCUUGGAGAAGUAUGGGGAAGAUUUUGACUGGUUCUUCCUGGUGCCAGAUACCACCUAUACAGAGGCUCACAGGCUAGCCCGGCUGGCUGGCCACCUCAGCCUGGCCACAGCCUCCCACCUCUACCUGGGCCGGCCCCAAGAAUUCAUCGGAGAACCCACCCCAAGUCGAUACUGCCACAGUGGCUUUGGGGUGCUGUUAUCCCGCAUGCUCCUGCAGCAACUACAGCCACACUUGGAGAGCUGCCGAAAUGAUAUUGUCAGCUCUCGGCCUGAUGAAUGGCUGGGCCGCUGUAUCUUUGAUGCCACUGGGGUCAGCUGUACAGGCGAGCACCAGGGCGUGCACUAUAACUACCUGGAACUGGGCGGUGCAGGGGAGGCGGUGCAGGAGGGGGAUCCCCACUUCCAGAGUGCCCUGACUGCCCACCCCGUAAGGGACCCCGUGCAAAUGUACAAGCUGCACAAGGCAUUCACACGAGCUGAGCUGGAGCGCACCUACCAGGAGAUCCAGGAGCUGCAGUUGGAGAUCCAGAACACAAGCCUGCUCUCUGUGGAUGGGGAACAGGAGGCAUCCUGGCCAUUAGGCAUCCCAGCCCCAUUCCGGCCAUCCUCUCGAUUCGAGGUGCUGAGCUGGGACUACUUUACGGAGAAGCAUGUUUUCUCCUGCGCAGAUGGGUCCCCUAGUUGUUCUCUGCGAGGAGCUGACCAAGAUGAUGUAGCCGAUGUGCUGGGGUCUGCCCUAGAAGAGCUAAACCGCCGCUACCACCCUGCCCUUCAGCUUCGGAAGCAACAGCUGCUCAACGGUUACCGCCGCUUUGACCCCACCCGGGGCAUGGAGUACACGCUGGACCUGGAACUGGAGGCGCUAACCCCAGAGGGGGCCCGCCGCCACCUCACCCGCCGAGUGCAGCUCCUGAGGCCGCUAAGCCGGGUGGAAAUCCUGCCGGUGCCCUAUGUUACCGAGGCCUCCCGCCUCACCGUGCUGCUGCCCCUGGCGGCAGCCGACAUCGACCUGGCGCCCCACUUCCUGGAGGCCUUCGCUGCCGCCGCUCUGGAGCCGGGGGACACCGCGGUGGCACUGACCCUGCUUCUGCUCUACGAGCCGCAGCAAGCCCAACACGUGACCCACGCCGACAUCUUCGCACCGGUAAAGAGCCGUGUGGCCGAGCUAGAACGACGCUACCCUGGCUCGCAAGUGCCCUGGCUCAGCGUGCAGACGGCGGCCCCGUCACCCCUUCGCCUGCUGGACUUGCUUUCCAAGAAGCACUCGCUGGACACGCUCUUCUUGCUGGCUGGGCCGGCCACAGUCCUCACUUCUGAUUUCCUGAACCGAUGCCGGAUGCACGCAAUUGCUGGCUGGCAGGCCUUCUUCCCCAUGCACUUCCAAGCCUUCCAUCCUGCCGUGGCCCCCCCACAGGGCCCGGGACCCCCUGAGCUGGGCCGGGACACGGGUCACUUUGACCGCCACGUGGCCAGCGAAGCCUGCUUCUACAACUCUGACUAUGUGGCGGCCCGAGGGCAGCUGGCAAAGGCUUGGGAGCAGGAGGAGGAGCUUCUGGAGGGUGUGGAGCUGUAUGACCUGUUCCUGAAGUUCUCCAGCCUGCACGUGCUGCGGGCUGUGGAGCCUGCGCUGCUGCAGCCUUACCGACACCAGCCCUGCGGGGCUCAGCUCAGUGAGGGCCUCUACCACCACUGCCGCCAGAGCGCCCUGGAGGGCCUGGGCUCCCGGGCUCAGCUAGCCAUGCUGCUCUUUGAGCAAGAGCAAGGGAACAGCACCUGACUUGUCUGGAGCCUCUGUUUCCCGAGUCCACCAGGAGCACAGAAGACCCUGCCCUCCCCUUCCUAAUCAGAGCUGUUCUGCCUCCAGCCCUGGGGGCCUAGCUUUGGAGGGGGACCUCUAGCCUCAGGGUUUGGAAGGAGCCGGCAGCAAGCUGGCUGAUUUGCAGGCAGGAGGGUGUUCUCUGAUCUGGGUACUUAGAGGAGAGGCUGGAGCCCUCCCAACUCACCUUGCCCUGCAGGCUCCCAAUAUGUGGGCCAUGGCCUUUUAAGUAUUUAUGCAGAAAAGUCUGCUUGACGCCAGCACCUCUCCUCCCAUGGGGGGCCCGGCAUAGGGGGAGUGGGGAGCUGUAGAUGAAAGUCUGGAUAGAGUCACUCUCAGCUACGAGGGCCUGGUUACAAAAUAGAGUUUGAUGGGUGGUCAAGAGGAGUACCUAGAACCUAAAAUCCCACCCAUCCCCUGAUGAAGCUGAUUGCCUUUAAUAAACCAGCUGAACUUGUA